This is a messenger RNA of Pseudonaja textilis, 3041 nucleotides long. RefSeq names its product dynamin 1 (gene DNM1). The record is from RefSeq and is a predicted model, not a curated record. Gene Ontology annotation, cellular component: microtubule; plasma membrane; synapse. Lineage: Eukaryota; Metazoa; Chordata; Lepidosauria; Squamata; Elapidae. Gene Ontology annotation, biological process: synaptic vesicle budding from presynaptic endocytic zone membrane; receptor internalization. Gene Ontology annotation, molecular function: microtubule binding; GTPase activity; GTP binding.
AUGGGCAACCGGGGCAUGGAAGACCUCAUCCCCUUGGUCAACCGCCUCCAGGAUGCCUUCUCCGCCAUCGGCCAGAACGCCAACCUCGACCUGCCCCAGAUCGCCGUGGUCGGGGGCCAGAGCGCCGGCAAGAGCUCCGUGCUGGAGAAUUUCGUGGGGAGGGACUUCCUGCCCCGUGGAUCGGGAAUCGUCACCCGACGCCCUUUGGUUCUGCAACUGGUUAAUGCCACGACGGAAUAUGGCGAAUUCCUGCACUGCAAAGGGAAGAAGUUCAUGGACUUUGAGGAGAUACGUAUGGAGAUCGAAAACGAGACCGACAGAGUCACCGGCUCCAACAAGGGCAUCUCCUCCAUCCCGAUCAACCUGCGAGUUUAUUCCCCCCAUGUCCUAAGCCUGACCCUAGUGGAUCUUCCUGGGAUGACCAAGGUUCCAGUUGGAGACCAGCCAGCGGACAUUGAGUUCCAGAUCCGUGACAUGUUGAUGCAGUUUGUCACCAAAGAAAACUGCCUUAUCCUUGCGGUCUCUCCAGCCAACAGCGAUCUGGCCAACUCCGAUGCUCUUAAGAUUGCCAAAGAAGUUGACCCUCAAGGCCAACGUACCAUUGGGGUCAUCACCAAAUUGGACCUCAUGGAUGAAGGAACCGAUGCCCGAGAUGUUCUGGAGAACAAGCUGCUUCCACUAAGGAGAGGUUACAUCGGAGUGGUGAACCGUAGCCAGAAAGACAUCGAUGGGAAGAAGGACAUCCAGGCGGCUUUAGCGGCCGAACGCAAGUUCUUCCUCUCCCACCCGGCGUACCGGCACAUGGCUGACCGUAUGGGCACUCCCUACUUGCAGAAAACUUUGAAUCAGCAACUGACCAAUCACAUCCGCGACACACUCCCAGGCCUGAGGAACAAACUCCAGAGUCAGCUGCUAUCUAUUGAGAAAGAAGUAGAAGAAUACAAGAACUUCCGUCCGGAUGAUCCAGCCCGCAAAACCAAAGCUUUGCUCCAGAUGGUCCAGCAAUUUGCUGUGGACUUUGAGAAACGCAUCGAAGGUUCUGGAGAUCAGAUCGAUACCUAUGAACUCUCCGGUGGUGCUCGGAUCAAUCGUAUCUUUCAUGAACGGUUCCCAUUUGAGCUUGUGAAGAUGGAAUUUGACGAGAAAGAACUCCGAAGAGAGAUCAGCUACGCGAUUAAGAACAUCCAUGGUAUCAGAACUGGUCUCUUCACGCCUGACAUGGCUUUUGAGACCAUCGUGAAGAAGCAAGUCAAGAAGAUUAAAGAGCCUUGCUUGAAAUGCGUGGACAUGGUCAUUUCGGAGUUAAUCAAUACGGUUAGACAGUGCACCAAGAAGCUAAGCCAAUAUCCCCACCUGCGGGAGGAGAUGGAGCGUAUCGUGACUACUUACAUCCGGGAGAGAGAGGGAAGGACCAAAGACCAGGUCAUGCUCCUGAUAGACAUUGAGUUGGCCUACAUGAACACCAAUCAUGAAGACUUCAUUGGAUUUGCCAAUGCCCAGCAGAGGAGCAGCCAAAUGAGUAAGAAAAAAACAGCUGGGAAUCAGGUGAUCCGCAAAGGUUGGCUCACGAUCAACAACAUUGGCAUCAUGAAAGGAGGCGCCAAAGAAUACUGGUUUGUCCUGACUGCCGAAAACCUCUCGUGGUACAAAGAUGAUGAGGAGAAAGAGAAGAAGUACAUGCUGCCGGUGGACAACUUGAAGGUGCGCGACAUCGAGAAAAGUUUCAUGUCCAGCAAGCACAUCUUUGCCCUCUUCAAUACAGAGCAAAGGAAUGUUUACAAAGAUUACCGACAACUGGAGCUGGCGUGUGAAACCCAGGAGGAGGUAGAUAGUUGGAAGGCGUCCUUCCUGCGGGCUGGAGUUUACCCAGAACGCGUUGCGUCUGGGGAGUCUGAAGAGAAUGGCUCGGACAGCUUAAUGCAUUCAAUGGAUCCCCAGUUGGAGAGGCAAGUGGAAACGAUCCGGAACCUUGUUGAUUCCUACAUGGCCAUCGUCAACAAAACCAUCCGUGAUCUGAUGCCCAAGACAAUCAUGCACCUUAUGAUAAACAAUACCAAGGAGUUCAUCCACUCCGAGCUCCUCGCCAACCUCUACUCCUGCGGUGACCAGAACACCCUCAUGGAGGAGUCGGUCGAACAAGCCCAGCAUCGCGACGAGAUGCUGCGCAUGUACCACGCCCUGAGAGAGGCCCUGAACAUCAUCGGGGACAUCAACACCACAACCAUUAGCACCCCGCUGCCUCCGCCGGUGGACGACUCUUGGCUGCAGGUGCAGAACAUACCGUCCGGACGCAGGUCUCCCACCUCCAGCCCAACGCCGCAGAGAAGAGCGCCGGCAGUCCCUCCCGCCAGACCUGGAUCGCGGGGACCAGCUCCUGGACCUCCGCCUGCUGGUGGACCCAGCCUCGGUGGUGCCCCCCCUGUGCCUUCCAGGCCGGGGGCCUCUCCUGAUCCUUUUGGGCCACCCCCGCAAGUCCCCUCGCGGCCCAACCGCGCGCCCCCAGGGGUCCCAAGCCGGAAGGGCCCUUCUUCACCUACACGAGCCACAUUAAUCCGACCAGCUGAAUCUUCCCUCUUAGAUUUAUAACCCAAGGCCUGUAGACAGCUGGUGACAAGCCCAUGUUUUUGUUGUGCCUGGGUUUCCCCUCUACUCUGCCAACCCAGCAUCCCCUCGGCUCUUCUGCCCCUUCCUCCAUGUGGUUUUAAAAAAGAAACAACAACAUGCUCGUUUAGUGAAUUGAGCCCUUUGUCUAUUAGUGUGCGUCCGUAUUGCUUGUGAGCCUAGAGUAGUCCUCCUAGUCAAAGGGCAUGAAUCGUGGAUGCCGUUGAGUUCUCCGCAGCGCAGACUUAACAGGAGCAUCCGUGCCUCGACGUACCCAACUCGUCUUGGGUUCGGUGUCCUGCCUGCCUGGGUCAGCUGUAGCCCUUAAUCCGUAGCAACGUAAGCCAUUUUGUCCCCUUUACCGUAGUAGAGACAGAAACCCAUGGUCUUGUACUGCAAACUCUUUUGAGAAGGACCACACUCAGCGAGAGGACCUGGAC